UCCUCGUCACCUUCUCUCCGCGCACUCGGAGCGUUCGAUUUUCGCGAAAAAAGCUCGAGAACAAUCAGAGAUUUGACGCUUUUUUGAGUUCGACGUCAAUUGGAUUCUGCCGCAACCUGUUUUAUGAGCGGCCUCUGACAUUAACUUGUCAGCAUUAUGUCUAUAGACGUGGAUUCGUCGUAUGUCACCGAAGACUCGAAUGUGGAAACGGUAGAGGAAGUCUGCUGUCCUGAGGAAGAGUUCGAUUCUCGGUUGUUGAGCGGCAAUCUGACCAACCUGCGGUUCCCCCUCAAGCUCUGGCGGAUCGUCACCGAUUGCCGGAGCGGGGCCAUACAAUGGAUUCAUCAUGGGAAGGCGAUCGCGAUCAACUACCAGAUAUUCGAGCGGGAAUACUUGGAUGCGUCGAAACGGCUGUUCAAAACAAACAACAUAACAUCGUUCGUGCGUCAACUGAAUCUCUACGGGUUCCGAAAGGUCCCGAAAAAUUCGAAAAAUGGUGUCCAGAUGGAAGUUUCUUUCCUCCCGGCCUCGAACCACUCGGUUUUCCAUCACGAAUCGUUUCGAUCGGACCGACCCGAUCUCCUUCUUCACGUAAAUCGGCGUGGCAUUAAACCCGACGGAAAGAAAAACCGUACGAGUUCGCGACCUCGCAGGGAACCUCGUAGAAGGGUAAGCGCGGUGAAUCGGGCCACCACCACGACGAGCUCCGACUCCGAAACAUCAGAGUCCGAAUCAUCGAAUUCCACGGAACAGGUGAUUGAAGAUGGCAUCGUCGAUCUCGAUCAAGCGGACCUCAUCAUUCCGUGUGCUGUCCAGCAAGAGACCAUCGAGGGCGACCUAUCGUCAGGGACCGGAAACGCGAACGAUUUCGUAGUACAGAAAUCGAAACGAAAAUCGCAACAUCAAUUGAAACAUGUUGAAUCGAAAAGAAUGCGGGUCCGGUCUGAAUCGGCGGCAGCGAUCAAUAACCACGGCCAUGGUCCAAUCAAUCGCUCAGGAAGUUUUUCUUCCGGCUCGUCUCUCCACCAACAGGUGGCGGAGGAAUUCAUUCGGAAGGUCAGAAGCAUUUCGGAAAGUAAAGAUGAUUUCUCCAAUGGGUCCGCUGCGAAUUCCGCCAUCGAUGACGAGGAGGACGAUGAUGACGAACGAGACGGAACCAUCCGACUGUCGAACCGCCAGUUCGUUUUCGACCUCAAACAAUUGAACAACGGAUUCAGCGGUCAGUCUGUGGGAGCAGCCCGGGAACGAGUCAAAGUCGAAAGAUUGUCGAGGAACUUCGAACCCGCCGUGGAUGUCAAGAACGAAGUCAAAGAAGAAGAAGAGAUUAUAGAGGAAGACAUCGGCGAGAGCGGUGAAUAUCUCGAAGCCGAACAGGUUGUUGAAGAAGUUGUCGAAGAACUGAGCCUCCCCGCGGCCGAAUAUGACGAAGACGACGACGACGAUGACGAAGAGGGAGACGAUGACAUUCGAUCUGCUCUGAGUGGUUCAACUUCGAGAGAACACAACACAGCUCGAGCACUUCUUAGCCUCACGUGCGCCAAACUCCAGAGAGACGUCGCGGGCAUGAAGACCGUGAUGGAGCCUGCGAGUCUGACCACGGCCGGCAUGUUGUAA
Galendromus occidentalis (western predatory mite) is the source of this 1614-nucleotide messenger RNA. RefSeq names its product heat shock factor protein 2. Lineage: Eukaryota; Metazoa; Arthropoda; Arachnida; Mesostigmata; Phytoseiidae. The transcript has 8 exons. The record is from RefSeq and is a predicted model, not a curated record. Gene Ontology annotation, biological process: regulation of DNA-templated transcription. Gene Ontology annotation, molecular function: DNA-binding transcription factor activity; sequence-specific DNA binding. The coding region runs from base 157 to 1614 and encodes 485 amino acids.